AGCAGGAUGAAGCUUUUCACAGGCAUCAUUUUUUGCUCUCUGAUCCUGUGUGUCAGCAGCCACGGAUGGCUUGAUUUCGUCAGAGAGGCUGCUCUAGGAGCUGGGGAUAUGUUUAGAGCUUACAAGGACAUGAGAGAAGCCAAUUACAUAGGUGCAGACAAAUACUUCCACGCUCGAGGGAACUACGAUGCUGCACAAAGGGGACCUGGGGGCGCCUGGGCUGCGAGAGUGAUCAGCGAUGCCAGAGAGAAUUCUCAGAGAGUCACAGACCUUUUUAAGUAUGGAGACAGUGGCCAUGGAGCAGAGGACUCGAGGGCUGACCAGGCUGCUAAUGAAUGGGGGCGAAGCGGCAAAGACCCCAAUCACUUCAGACCUGAUGGGCUGCCUGACAAGUACUGA
This is a messenger RNA of Orycteropus afer afer, 399 nucleotides long. RefSeq names its product serum amyloid A-2 protein-like. The transcript is spliced from 3 exons. Gene Ontology annotation, cellular component: extracellular region. The record is from RefSeq and is a predicted model, not a curated record. NCBI's taxonomy places the organism in Eukaryota, Metazoa, Chordata, Mammalia, Tubulidentata, Orycteropodidae. Bases 7 to 399 code for a protein of 130 amino acids.